Molecule: messenger RNA, 1631 nt
Organism: Lycium ferocissimum
Lineage: Eukaryota; Viridiplantae; Streptophyta; Magnoliopsida; Solanales; Solanaceae
Product: pyruvate dehydrogenase E1 component subunit beta-1, mitochondrial
Exons: 15
Coding region: 115-1242 (375 amino acids)
Biological process (GO): pyruvate decarboxylation to acetyl-CoA
Molecular function (GO): pyruvate dehydrogenase (acetyl-transferring) activity
Source: RefSeq, a predicted model, not a curated record
AGGCCGCACUUAAACGUUCCUCUCUCUCUAACAUUACUAACUCUCUUGUGUUCGUCUCCACCAAACAGAUCCAACUUUGAUUUCCUUCAAUUUCUUUUUAUCGGGUAUUUCAAUAUGUCUGGAAUUAUAGGUCGAAAAAUGGCCACCAAAGGCAUUUUGAAUAUGAAUCAGUUGCUGUUGGGAAGCAGGGUAUUUGCAUCAAGAACUUUUUCUUCAUCAGCUAAAGAGAUGACUGUACGUGAUGCUUUAAAUUCUGCUUUGGAUGAAGAAAUGUCUGCUGAUCCAAAGGUUUUUGUAAUGGGUGAAGAGGUUGGUGAAUACCAAGGAGCCUAUAAGAUUACCAAAGGGUUGUUGGAUAAAUAUGGUCCGGAUAGAGUUCUUGAUACACCGAUUACUGAGGCUGGAUUCACGGGGAUUGGAGUUGGUGCUGCUUACCAUGGUUUGAAGCCAGUUAUAGAAUUCAUGACUUUCAACUUUUCAAUGCAGGCAAUUGACCAUAUUAUCAAUUCUGCUGCAAAAUCAAAUUACAUGUCUGCUGGUCAGAUAUCAGUCCCCAUCGUCUUCAGGGGUCCUAAUGGCGCUGCAGCUGGAGUUGGUGCCCAACAUUCUCAGUGCUAUGCUGCAUGGUUUGCUGCAUGUCCUGGAUUGAAGGUGCUAGCUCCAUACUCUUCCGAAGAUGCUCGCGGCCUGCUAAAAGCUGCUAUCAGGGAUCCAGAUCCUGUUGUUUUUCUGGAAAAUGAACUGCUAUAUGGUGAGUCUUUUCCUGUUUCGGCUGAAGCUCUUGAUUCUAGUUUCUCUCUUCCAAUUGGAAAAGCUAAGAUAGAACGUGAAGGAAAGGAUGUCACAAUUACUGCUUUCUCAAAGAUGGUCGGUUAUGCUCUUCAGGCCGCUGAAAUUCUUGCAAAAGAAGGAAUUAGUGCUGAGGUCAUAAAUUUACGCUCUAUCCGGCCACUUGAUAGACCCACCAUUAAUGCUUCUGUGAGGAAAACUAACAGACUUGUAACCCUUGAAGAAGGGUUCCCACAACACGGCGUUGGAGCUGAGAUCUGUGCAUCUGUGGUUGAGGAAAGUUUUGAGUAUCUUGAUGCACCAGUCGAGAGGAUAUCUGGGGCUGAUGUGCCUAUGCCAUAUGCAGCAAAUCUGGAAAGAAUGGCUGUUCCACAGGUUGAAGAUAUUGUUCGCGCAGCAAAAAGGGCAUGUUACAGAGCAGAAAAAUCAGUUCCAAUGGCUGCAGCUGCUUAAGCUUGGUAGCAACACAGCCUACCAACCCGGUUUUAGGCAUUUUAUUUCCUCUUUUGUGGAUAAUGAUUUUUUAUCCACCUGUGGGUGGAUGCUUCUUUAUUUACCAUCCCUGAGAAGUUUAGUUUGACCAUGAAAAAGAAAGAAGAAGCUAUGGUGAAACUAAAAUAGUGAGUGAUAUCCGAAAUAAAACUUGAAGAAAAUAAAUUUUGUCGUAUUUUGCCCUCUUUUAGCUGAUGUGUUGCCAAAUGUUUUGUAAGACAAACAUAUGCUUACUGGUGGAAAAGCAUCCCCUUGCUACUUUGCUGAGUUUGAACUGUGUUCGUACUAAAUGGUUCACGAGAACAAACUCUAUGCCGAUAUGCGUAAUAUCAUCUAGUCUCGUUGUAUUA